Messenger RNA from Owenia fusiformis, 819 nucleotides. NCBI's taxonomy places the organism in Eukaryota, Metazoa, Annelida, Polychaeta, Sabellida, Oweniidae. The record is from the annotation of a GenBank genome assembly.
CACGAAUCGGCGUAGUAUGAUCGCACAUGGAAUUCAGAAACAAACCUUACCUGAGAGAAUGCAGUUUUGUACUUUGCUUCUUAUCGUAGCAUGCUGCACGUCGGUUGUGUUGGCAGGCAGAGGAAAAGGGGGUCGAAGGAAGACAACACCAGCGCCACCACCGCCUACAGCAGAAAAACCUUCAGAAGAUCACCCUCCGGUAAAAACUCAUCACGUGAAAUCAGCAAGCCCAUAUGUUAACAGCGGCAAGGUGUCUUCGAUGUCAGCGCCUUUACUGCCAUUUAGUAGCAUGGACAAAGUAUCCGGACAAAGCACGCCUUGUGGAUACUGGGUUCAAAUUUUAACCGAUGAUAUGACGUAUGGUGGAACGGAUGAUCUCCAUUCAAUUAAAUUUUGGGUAAAUUAUACAAUUGGCGUACAUGAAGAACAUAGGUUCCCUUUGAAAGAGGAGCCUCUCAAUAGUGGCAAGUACCCAAACAAGUGGGACGCAUAUGGCGUGAUUCCCGUAACUUAUCUGCCAUAUGCACCAUCAUGGAUAAAAAUCAAAAACGAAGAGGGUGGAACAUUGGAUAAUUGGACAAUAAAAAAUGUGGUGUUGUUGAACACUUGCACUGGCAAAAUCUGCGAGUUCAACUGCAAUGAUGGCUGCCAAGUCGUGGAUGAUUACUGGUACCCACCAGUGCCAUAUGUGUGGAUUGAAGCAACACAAACGUGCGAGUGAGCGAAUUAAUGGCACUGUAUCAAAGGUUUUACAGUUUGACAAACGCAAAAGCUUUACAUGUAUUUCAUGAUAGUCCACAAUUAAAGUUUGAAAUGUAA